AUGGACAAUCAGCGCAAUACAGAAAGGCAGCCGCAAUCUGAGGAAGAAAAUGCGAAAAGUGAUGUAAACGUAUUAGAAAAUUCAUGUAGUGGGGUGGUGAGGUCUUUCCCGUUACCAUUCAUCAGGAGGGAGGGUGCGACUGCGGCAGGCAGCACUUCGUUUUCACAUGCUUUACUCGUAUCUGGGAGCAAAAAUCGAAGUCAGUCGGAAACAUGCUCUUCGGAUUCGAGUGGGGCAGAACGAACAAGUGGCCAGAUAACGUUGUUGCAGACAGGGGAUAUUGGCAGCGACUGUUCCUUGUCGGAGGACUUCCAAACAUCGACCACAGGACAUACGGAGAGGUUACGGUUGUGCGCCCCCCUUCGAAAGAGGGAUUCCGAAACCACCAAGGACCCCCGGAUAACGCGAAAAUGUCUGUUAAAUGCAUUCCCUGUGUCGUUAAAACAUAUUGCUGUCGACGAAGUAGCCGCGGCCGGAAUGAAGCCCGGCGAUACUGUGAUUGCAGCAACAAGCGGUUAUCAUCAUCAGUUCACGGAGCAAACGCUUCUGGAAAUUCACGGGUUACUUCUUCGUACUGCCGCUGCUGCUGAGGCGAGGAAGCAAUAUUUAAUGGCUGGCGCACACAUGGAAGCCACGAGCGUUGGCCGUCGAGUUACUGAAGGUCUCAUCGAGGGGGAGAGUGCCCGAGAUCUCACUGUCUGGAGUGAAGGAUGGUAUAGGCAUCAUCCGUCUGUCAGGGGUGGAGUCCUGACCGCAGUUACUGUGCGGCCGCCGCAAUUCAAGGCGGGGAUGCUAUGGAAUGGUGAAGACAAAUUCCUUUUAGGGGGUACCGCUUUUGUUGAGGAAGCGCGUAUUCUGCAGGUGAAAGUUCCUCACUCUCAGAAUUUCCUGCAAAUGGUUAGCAAUAGCACUACUCUAUGCACAGAGGGAAGUCGCGUUACGAAGGACCAAUGGACCGAGAGCUGCGACGGUAGUGAUGCGCGGUCCGAGCCGAAGAAGGUAGCGCACUUAUUAGUACGGGAGUAUAGUUCUAUUUCCAAGGUGCGUGGGGGCACUAUGGUGCAAACGUUCUCUCUUAUACCAGAUCAUGUGCAGGGCAAUACGCAACGGAGUCUCAUCUUGCAGCGUGGUCAGAUAACGAAGGUGCUGAGUGAAUGCGCACCCGGUGCUGUGACACGCGGGUUUUCACUGCAACUGCUUCUUCCCUCAUCAUUACGUAGCGAACUUGGCUCAAUGGCAUAUGAAAAUCCAUUUUCCACCCGAGAUACUGACUCUAACAUACUCGACGAUGGUGGUGGUGAAUGUGGUACGUUCUGUGCAAAUGAGAGCACAUUCGCCAACACCAUGAACUCCGACUUUAUGUCUUCAACAGCCACACUGAUGAUGAACCGCACGUCGAAAGUACGCACGACGGUGCGGCAGCCGUUGGGCGACGAAACGUAUCUUCGGUUUGCGAACCCCAAACUUUAUGCGUUUGUGAUGCAGCAAUCGCCUGCUAUACUAACUGCCCAUACGAAUGCUAUACGUGAAUACAUACUUUACCAUCACCGAUUCCGGAUUCGACGCAAAAUUGCGGAGGUUAUGCAGGCAAUCCGUGCACUGCAAGGGUUUUUCCGUCACUGCUUGGGGCGCAAGAAGCGAGCGAUUAAACGUAUGCUUCGACAAUGGCGUCGACUUGAAUAUCAGUGCCGUGCUCGGUUGAAGAAGCAGACGUUUGAGGCUCCCAAUGUGAGCCGCAUCAGUUAUGUUGUUGGAAGCGUUCUUUGGGAGCAUGUUGUAACGACAGACGAGUACAAGCUCAACAUGCUGGAGGAGCAGAUGAAGGCGCGACGGGCGGGGUACUUGCGGUGGUGUGCUCAGCGUCGUGAAGAGAAUAGGAUGAUGCCUAAGGUAAAUGAAAGCAGUGAGUCAACAGAAGUUAGGGGAAUUGGAGAUCCUCGCGGUGCGAGUACGGUACUUUCGCCAAAAGAACUUAGCACUGGAACAAUGUUGGUCUCAAGGGAACAACCAAGGUUGGAUUCUACCUUGAACAAGUCUCACCACAGGUGGAUCGCUAAGUGGAGGGAUGUGGUACACGCCCGAUUUGGUUGGUAUAUUGAACCGGAAGUGUUACUUAGGGAGAGUCACCGUCGGCUCCUCCAUUCGCUGCGGAACACAAUUCUAACUAUGGCAGACGUACAAGCAGCGCUAAAGAAGAGGGGCGAAGAGGAUGAGUUUACGUUGAUGUAG
Molecule: messenger RNA, 2229 nt
Organism: Trypanosoma brucei brucei TREU927
Lineage: Eukaryota; Euglenozoa; Kinetoplastea; Trypanosomatida; Trypanosomatidae
Exons: 1
Coding region: 1-2229 (742 amino acids)
Source: RefSeq, a predicted model, not a curated record